CGUCAGAUGGGCUGAAGCUCUUUGGAGCAACAGAUAUCUGAGCGGGAGACAGGAGAAGAAGAAGAAGGAGAGAGGGGAGCAAGAAAGAAAGAAAGAAAGGGAGGGAAACUUCCUUUUCUCUCUUCAUCCCUCCAGCUCCACAACACGCCGCUCACCUCCCACCUCCUCCCACCAGACACGGGGAUCCCCCAACUUUGAGGCUUUUCCCUCCUCUUCCUCCUCCUCCUCCCCCUCCUCCCUCUUGCGCACGCUGCGUUUAUUUUGCCCCGGAGGUUGGCGCGCGCGGCUUCCCGACUUCAAACCACGACAGCGGAGAGUGAGCGGCACCGCGGGCUGGAGACCCCGGACUGACCGCAGAGAUGCGGGGACUGCUCCCCCUGUCAGCCGCCUCUUCCCACCACCCCCGCCGGGGACACGCAGCUUUGACGAGAUUCUCUUGCGACUGGGUGCGUGAACGCAGGAGAGCGCGUGCAUGUGCCAGUGCGGCGCACAGAUGGAGCUGUGCGCUCCGAGUGUGAGCGCAAGCGCCGCAGACCGAGUGGCCGCGCUCCUCCCGGACCCCCGCCGCCCCCACCUCCACCCCUACCACCACCACCACCAGCACCAGCACCACCACCAGCACCACCACCACAACCAGCACCACCACCAGCACCAGCACCAGCACCGCCGCCGCUGCUGCGCCUCCCUGAUGUGAAGAAGAAGAAACCUCCGCGGAAAGUCCAGACCCCCGCCACCAUGUGACGAUUCUGUCUCCUCAAGGGAAUCACAGAGGGGUCAAGAGCCGAGAAGAGACGGUGUUGUGGGUGUAUGACCCCCCCUCCCCUCCCCUCCCCCUCCUCAUCCUCAGAGUGAAUCCAGGAUGGGUCCUGUUUGGCUUCUUCUUCUGCUCCCACCUCUCCUCAGAGCCCAGGUGACUCCAGACUUCACCUCAGGAGUCCUGGUGGAGGCAGACAACACCACUGACUCUUUAAUCAACAGCACAAGAACUUCAGACACCUCCACCCUCCCCUCAACCCUCCCGUCCACCUCUCUCACACCCCCACCGCCUUCUGGGUUUGCAGCCACACCUUCAGAAGCUCCCACAGAGCAGGAGGAUGACUGGUCACCAGCCGAGACCUUCAUGUACACCGGAGACCCUUCCCCUCUGGAGGAGGCUCGCUGCUCACGGGCGUACAGCUCACCGGGGCAGACCGGGUCCCUGCCCCCCAGCUUCAGCGCCCCCCUCCGUCCGGCUCUGGACGCACUUGCCAGCACUGCCAACUUCCUCAACAUGAUCUUCCAGGCCAGCGACCUGCGGGAGAGCACGGUGCAGGAGGACAUGGAGUGGUACCACGCCCUGGUCCGUGCCCUCCUGGAGGCCAACAUUCUCAUCCAGCGGGCCCUGCUCACCUUCGACGCUGACCCCACCGCCUCAGUGCCACAGCUGGUGCUCCACGCCACCCGCAACCCCGCGGCCAAGGUGCAGACCAUCAUCCUUCAGGACUUAUCCAAGGCCUGGGAGAGCCUGCACCCGCCCGCCCCGGCCCCCGACGACAGCUGGUUCACAAGCUUUAAAUUCCCAGAGUCCAACCAGCCGGUGGCAGCCCUGUCCAAGCGGGUGCUCCUCAAUGACCUCAGCACCUUGGACACGCCCAAGUGGGGGCAGGGUGACAGUUACGUGACCAAUCGCAGCGGGGUGCGCUGGGGCAGCGCCCCCUUCCUGGACUGUAAGGACGGACGCUUUGUGCCAGGAUGGAUCCUCACGCUGUCCACAUCUUUCUACGGCCUCAAGCCCGACCUGACACCUGAGUUCAGAGGUGUGAUCCGUGUGGACGUCAACAUCCAGGACAUCGACUUAAACCAGUGUACAACAGGAGACAGCUGGUUUGCUGAUACACAUCAAUGCAACCGCACCACCAUGGAGUGCAUGCCAAUUCCAGGCCGGGGCUUUCGACUGGGUCAGUACUGCUGCCGCUGUAAAGAGGGCUACUACAACCCUGAUACAGCCCCUGAGGACGCAGAUGGCGGCCCCGUGAACGAGACUGAAGGUGGCGAUAUGUGUUACCCGAACAUGCCCAUCUGUCUCCCGUGCUGGCCGGGCUGUAAGAGCUGUCAGGACGGCGCCCCCUGCUGGGUGCAGGAGGACUGGCUCCUCAGGGCCGCCGUUUUGGCCAUCCAGGGGGUCUUCAUGCUCCUCAUCUUCGUCAGCAUGCUGGCGGCCUACAGGCAUCGUCGCAACCGGAGGAUCCGGGCGUCCGGCCUCCUGCUGCUGGAGACGAUCCUGUUCGGCUCUCUGCUCCUCUACUUCCCGGUGUUCAUCAUGUACUUCAAGCCGAGCACCUUCAGGUGUAUCCUGCUGCGCUGGGUCCGGAUGCUCGGCUUCUCCAUCGUCUACGGCACCGUCACUCUGAAAAUGUACAGGGUGCUGAAGGUGUUCCUCUCUCGCACGGCCCAGAGAGUGCCCUACAUGUCCAGCCUGCACUUGCUGAGGAUUCUGGGAGUGAUGCUGAUGACGGUCAGCUGGUUCCUGUGCGCGUGGACGGUGGGCGUCCUCCAGAACCGCGACAGGAACAUCCCGGUGUUCGUCACCACCACCACGUCUGACGGACAGGGCUUCAACCUGUGCUACCUGGACCGCUGGGACUACAUGAUGGCCGUGGCUGAGCUCCUGUUCCUGUGCUGGGGGAGCUCCCUGUGGACCGCCGUCAGGCCCGUCCCCUCGGCCUUCCACGAACCUCGCUACAUGGGCAUCGCCAUCCACAACGAGCUGCUCCUCUCCUCCAUGUUCCACCUGUUCCGGUUCACCUUUCCCUCUCUGCAUCCUGAUUGGAUGUUGCUGCUCUCCUUCACGCACACCCACGUCACCAUCACGGUGACGCUCGCCCUGCUCUUCAUCCCCAAGUUUCUCCAUGUGUCUAAGCCUGGGAGGGAGGAGAUUGCGGCAGAGGUGUACGAAGACGAAGUGGACCUGCGGCGCUCGGGCUCGUACCUCAACAGCAGUUUUCACUCAGCUUGGAGUGAGCACAGUGUGGACCCGGAUGACUUUCGGGAUGAACUGAAGAAGUUAUAUACCCAGUUAGAAGUCCACAAGACGAAGAAGAUGACCGCAAACAACCCUCAUCUGUCAAAGAAGCGAAGUUCUCGCUGUGCACUGGGGAGGUCCAUUAUCAAACGCAUUGCUGAGAUCCCAGAAACCAUGAGCCGACAGUGCAGCCGCGAGGAGAAAGACGGAUCCUUCCACAGUAGAAGUGUGAAUAUGUCUGACUCUUUCAGGCUGAAGCCAGAUACCGUCAGUAUCAGUUACAAGAGUUCAAUGAAAUCCCGAACACCAUCACCAAGCAUGCGCAAGUCCCAGAGUGAUCAUCACUAUGUCAGGGAAAGAGACUCUUCGUUGCGUGACUCCAUGUUGAAGGCCAACGCUGUGAAGAGAUCCUCUCAGCGGUCGGAGACGGACUCCUUGGAUAUUCCACCAGGGGUAUGUAAGUCAGCCAGUGCCCAGAAUCUGACAAUUGAUACCAAUCUUCUGCAUCCUGAUCACACCAGGCUUCAUAAGUCCUGGAGUCUCACCUCCACGACCACCCACUCUAUGGAAAACAUACCUAAAGUUAACAGAGCCAGCACAGUGCUGACGAGGUCCAGGCAGAGCAUUUCCAUCAGCGACCAGACCAGGAGCGCUCUCCAGUCAGAGUCAUUUGACAAGGCCGAGGUCUGUCCUUGGGAGGUGGAGCAGGAACCAUCAGGCGACAAGAACCAGAAGCAUGUCACCUACGCAAACUCUGAGGAUGGUGAGGAAAAAAGGCCGCCAUCUCCACAGUCGCUUAUCUGUCCCUGGGACCAUUUACCACCCGUAGAAAGGACUCCUUCUGAGGACAAAGGACUACAGGGUGAAACCGAGUCGCCCAAACCGCAAGCUCCCGUGUCUGCGAGCGCACCGGGCUCUCCGAGACCGAAGAUCACAAAGGAUCAACGUGUCUUCUCCUUCCGCACCACCAGCAGCAGGUGGCUCUCGGUGAAAUCAAUUAUGGGAUCCAUGGAUGCAGGAAGCAGAUCCAGUAAGGAGGGGAAUUUAAACAUAGAGGAUUCUGUCUCACAAAAAAGUCAGGAAAGUGCUUCCACAACACCAAGAUCGGGGAGAUCUAGUAGACGUCCAAGCGUUGAGAAGAGGUCAUUGCAGAAAAGAAGUAUGACGACAAUAGACGGAAAACCAUGCCUUGUGAAGCAGAACGCAAUCAGACUGUCCUCUACGGAUUCCGCGGACAGAAGCCCAAGAAGGCUUGUGAUCGUAAAAUCUGCCGUCUACCCAUGGGACGUGGACGACGUGCAAAAAGAUGGCACCUAUGAAAACGUGUUUUUAUCAAGGCAAAACAGCAAACGUAACAGUAUAAGUUCAUGGGAAACUGCUAGCAGCUCGAGAACACCUUCAACCCACAGGAGAGGAAGUAAUCGAAUUACACCGGUCCGUAACGUUUCUCAUGCAGAUGUGUGUCCAUGGGAAGGAGCUGGUACUAUGCAGCAAGGGGAAGGACCAAAGAAGCAGCAGAGCAUUAAAGCAGAUGUUUGCCCUUGGGAAUCCCAGGCAUCGGUGUCUAAUGUAUGUCCAUGGGAAUCUCAAGAGCAAGGGAAUGUGAAAAGACAAGGAAGUGGUCGUGGUGACGUGUGUCCUUGGGAUUCGCAAGAUAUUCCCGUUAUUUCGCGUACGACUUUGUCCAGAGAUUCACAGAAACAAAAGUCUUUGAAACGUGCAGCAGACUUAUGUCCCUGGGAGACGGCAGAGACUCCCCAACCUUCAGUAAGACAAGAUAGUGAAUACGUUAACGUGUGUCCUUGGGAUGUUCAGGACAAGGCUGAAGUUGUAUAUGAAAACCUUAAUCCUACGGAGACCAAGGGAGCGCUGGGGGUGCCGCUUCGACAGGAGGUCAUGAAACCUGCCAUCUAUCCUGCAACGAAAGAAAUGCCAAGUACUGAGCAACAAUAUGCAAAAUCACCUGCCCUUAACUGGGGUAAACAAGUGAACAGGACAGUAGAAAGUUGUCCAUGGGAGUUCCCUGAUCCUCCAAAAAUCACGGAAAACAUUUGUCCAUGGGAAGAGGGAAGCAAAGAGCCAACAAAUACAGACCCAACUUCGCAAAUGACCAUCAAGGUAGAUGUUUGUCCCUGGGAAACUGGAAAUCAAGACAAACCCGAAGACUCACAAGGAGGUGUCUCGCCUUUGAAAGCUGCGUCGGUACAGUCUGAAGGGAAGGACAACACAAGAGUAAACAUAUGCCCCUGGGAAACUGAAGCUACCAACACAGUGUCAGCAGAUGUUUGUCCAUGGGAAACCGGGGAACCAGAAUCAGGAAAGCCGGAGACCCCGAAAAUAUCUGACAGUCAUAUGAAGCAAGACACAGCUCGGGAAAAUGUUUGUCCAUGGGAGUCGGACGAAGCAGGGGCAGUCAAAUCUGAAAUCUCAAAAUCAGAGAAACUGCAAAGACAGGGGAAUUCCCGGGAAAGUGUCUGUCCAUGGGAAACAGAUGCUCCAAAAGUUCUGCAAAAACAAGACAGCGCUCGGGGAGAUGUUUGUCCGUGGGAGACUGAAGAACCAAAAGUUCUAAAGAAGCAAGAUAGUGCUCGGGCAGACGUUUGUCCGUGGGAGACAGAGGAACCAAAAGUUCUCCAGAAGCAAGAUAGUGCUCGGGCAGACGUUUGUCCGUGGGAGACCGAAGAACCAGGAGUUCAAGACAGUACGGGAACAGGUGUUUAUUUGACAGAUCCACAAACGUCGAGCGAAGGCAGACUCGAAAUUCCCAACAGUGAGCAAGAACUCGUCACAGAAAACCAGGACCCGCGAAGUGUAGAAGAGUUUCCGGCUGACAUCAGCACAGAGGACAUAGAUGAGUCUAAAGCGAACUUAGCCCUGGGCCGGCGUGACGCUAUGUGUCCCUGGGAGAUGGUGAGGAGCAGAUCGGGUUCCUUCACAGACAAUGCCUCGGACGUUUUUACAUGGGAGCCUGAGAAUAUUCCAGAGGAGGAUGAAGAGGACGAUGCAGAAUGUGCCGCUGAGGCUCUCGUAUUCCCACCCGACUUGUGACCUGAAUCUAGCCAAUCGUUUAUUUGACCACCCCCCUGCUGAAUCAAGGGGAAUGAGAACUCUACUGAACCAUUUUGGCGGUACCCUGGGCUCAGGGAGGUCAGAGUGCAGGGGCAGCUCCCCUUGCAGCUGAAAGCCCCUUUCUGAUGGACAAGUACUGGAGUUAAUGAAACAUAAAACACAGCGUUGUUUUAUUUCAGGUUGGACCAAGACACAGUCCAACUAAGACACCUGUAGUAGAGACUUGAUGAGCUGGACACUUUGAGUUGUGCAACCCUGACUGAAAAGCACAUGUUGCAGACUCUUUACGUCCCUCAUUGAUCCAGCUGUGACCUACGAACAGACGUUUUUCUGAACGACGGAAGGGCAUCUAAGGCAAUUAGAUGAAGUCCCUUUUUUUCCUGCUUCUACCCCCCAUUAUAAAGUAAAAUGUUUUUUUUUUGUGUGUGUGUGUCUUUGUAUGUUUUUUGGUGACAAUUAACAUAUUUGCCAUGUAAAUGCAAUAUGUUGGACACAUGGCCCGGGGUGACUGUAUCAUGAAAUCUGAACUCAACAAGUCAACAGCGCUCGCAAACACAAAUAUUUCACAGGACCUGUGAGACGAAACUAAUCUCAACCAGCAUACAAACGAUAAAUUCAGUCUGAUUUUAUUCUUUUGUGGAAAUUAUAUUUUGAAAGUUUUAAAGAAAGCGUUAAGUGUCAAGCAGUGCCACCAGGAUUACACUACGGAUGUCAAAUUAUAUUUCAAUCAGGUAUUAAUGAUUGAUAAAACUAUGCAUACCUGUUUGCUUAAGUGGACUGAUUACUCUCUCUCUUUUGAUUCAGUCAUAAUAAUGUGAAAAUAACUUUCAUCCACACACAAAAAAAAUGCCAAAAACUGCAUAAUUUACCAUAAACUCAGACUUAUUCCCUAAUAAUUGUACCGUUGGAGCGGAGUUAAUACUGCAUAUUUCUUUUAUAUCCGACAUCUGUAGAAAAUCAUGUCACUGCUUUUUUUUAACGGGGAUGCAGUUAACUGGAAACCACUUUCAGAGGGAUGGGACAGUGAGAUUAAAAUAAAGUAGAAACAGGCUGUGAAGAUUACAGAUUUUUCAAAUGUCAAAUUGAAUUUUGCUCAAUCCAAAUGUCGCAAAUAAUGCACGUCACAGAUGUCAGGCCUCAGCUUCAAUGGAAAACAGGGCUGUUUCCCCAUUAGUUGAUCAGUUAAAUCAUUUCUAUUUAAGGUUUUCAUCAGGGUUCUUUAAGCAGAUAUAUUGAUAUUCGUCAUUGGAGUCGCUGCUAGAAAUAGAUAUCCUUUGGUUUUAGAGGAUAAGAUGUCCUCUCAGAACCCAUUCAUACGCAGAGAAACGGCAACACUGGAGACAUUUUUUUUUAAUUAAAAUCAGCUCAUGGAUUAGUCAAAAGACUAUCAGACAUCUUUAUUAUUAGCUAAUAAUUUCUUUGCAUCAGAGGGGCCCCACAUUUCCACGUCUGACGUUGUUGAGUUAGUAUUUUAUACAGUUUUGAAUCAUUACACAACGUUUCAGACGCUGCAACUUUCUGAAAGCAGCAUUACUUUAACAAAAGGUUUCACGGUGAAUACAUUUUAGGAUGUUGGCGUUUUCUGUUUUUGUGUUGGUGUAAUUACGUCACACGUCUGUGCCGGCGAUUGUUCUGCGAAAUCGACGGCCAGUUUUUUUUUUUUUACAAAUGGUGAUGAUCACUUCUGUUCCUUCAGUCUCUCACGAGCUUCAGGUUUCUUUUCAUUCGGCGAUCUCAUUGUUAACGCUGCGCCAAGUUGUCUGUCGGUGGAGUGACCUAGUUUUGUGAGCAUUGUUGCAUGUUAGUGUGUUUUUGAAUGAGCGUGCUGUAAUUUGUCGUGCUGUAAAUCUACUAUAGUUGUAACACACCCUUUGUUUUGCAUAGAGGAACAGCCUGUGUACUGCUUGUACUGUUUCAAUUUUGUCUGUAUCUUCUAUGAAAGAUUAUUCUGGGGGAAAAAAAAAAAGAAAAAGUCUAUUGAAAUCUACUGGUGUGAAGUAAAAGCAGAUGGGACACUUUAUUUUUGUAUUUCCUGGAGGUCAACAUGCAGUAUAUCCAUCACAGAAAUAAACCAUACAAUUUUCUGGA
Seriola aureovittata is the source of this 8158-nucleotide messenger RNA. RefSeq names its product G protein-coupled receptor 179 (gene gpr179). NCBI's taxonomy places the organism in Eukaryota, Metazoa, Chordata, Actinopteri, Carangiformes, Carangidae. Gene Ontology annotation, cellular component: membrane. The record is from RefSeq and is a predicted model, not a curated record. Bases 860 to 6049 code for a protein of 1729 amino acids. Gene Ontology annotation, molecular function: G protein-coupled receptor activity. The transcript is spliced from 11 exons. Gene Ontology annotation, biological process: G protein-coupled receptor signaling pathway.